CAAAUUCAUUAUUGAUACCUCAACUCCAUCUUCCGACGGCAGCGCGCUUUUGCAAAGCGUUCUCAUCAUUGUUCGGUACGACAGCGAAACUUGCGAGAAUCAAGAUGCGCCGAACUGAGGGAAGGAUCAUUUGGAAAUCGAACGUCAGGCCUCUAGCCCCCCCCCCUUUGCCCUUCCUCCCGGCCGAAAUCCUUUUCCAGAUAUUUGAAUAUCUGGCGCCCAGCAAUACUCUCCCGCAAUCUCCCGUUCACACCUGCCACGGAGUGACCCUGGAGAGAUCCCCUUCCUCCAACGACUACACCUGUACGACAUGCCAGACCGGCUACCUUCUCUCUGUCAGCCUUGUAUCUCGUCACUGGUACAAGACCGCCCGUCCACUUCUAUACCGCGUGGUUCGAAUAGGGUAUAGUAUGUUCACGCCAGGUGAUGAGGACAAUCUACUUCGAUUGCGUGAACAAAAAGUUCCAGUGGAGUAAAGACGACAGGUUUUUCUUCAACGUCUUCGACCGCGAGAGGCCCGAACGCAGCAAGAUUGGUGCAUGCCACGCAGGACUUAUAAAAAUGCACGAGAAGACAAAAAUAGAAAAACUGAAUGCGCGGUUGAAGACACUUCGGUUGUUCCGACGAACGAUAACUCGGGGUCCGGAAAUCAGAAAGAUGGUAGUCUGCUGGGAGUUGGGCGCCCUCUUUCCGAUGCCGAUGCCGGGUUGGCGCGGGCGAGCGGCGUUGUCGAAGAGGGGCCUAAAAUAUCGUUACCCGUUGGCCGAUACGCUGGAGAAGAUUGGGAAGCUGGUAGAGGAGACUAUACCUUAUCUGACUUCGCUACGGUGGAUUGACUUCCAUCUCGAUCCAGAAGUAGUCGGAGCGUCCGCGGAGGCCCUGAGCUAUAUUGUGAAGAAAUCAAUUACGAGAAUGACCUGGAAGCCGCGGCUGGAAGGCUGCAAAUGCAAUCACGUACGGAUCAAACUCCCAAUCGGCAGAACGGGAUACAACGACAUUCCCACGCAGAGUUAUGGGUUAUCUGAAAAGUCCCCUAGCCUCGAAAUAUACAGCGACUUUGACCUGCCAUUUUACAGCCCUGCGAUAUUCAAAGCACUCGCAACAGAGACCUGUGAAGUGGAAAUCAGCCGCCCGACUCGGCCUUCGCUUAGAAGAGAUUCACCAACCGUGGACGCCAUUGAUUUUCCCAUGACAACAGCGAUGCGCUUUAUUGGCGCAGGAGCGCCGACAAUAUCGCAGAUUAUCCGACGGGAAGCGAGGCGAGCUGCCACAGGAACAGGAAUGCUGACCGCAAUCACGGUGGGAGAUAGAGAUAUCCGGUUCGUGGAUCUCAGGAACUUGCUUGCCCACUCCAAGAAUCUGAAAUAUCUGCGCUUGGAAAAUGUUGAUGUUUCGGCCCCUACGAGAGGGGAUAUAGAAACCUCACCGAGAGCGACAGUGUUGAAGUCUGCUACAUUGAAGUCAGUCUUUUGGGAUAUCAUCCUGAGAGGUGAGGAGGAUACACGCACCGAGACUGUUACUUACUAUCUCGUCAAAUCGACUUCUGAGGCCUGCUUUCCGGUUCUUGAGAGUCUUUCGGGGCCUGCGAAAAAACCAUACACAGAGUGGUGGUUGAGCGAGCUCAGGCGUGUACACCCUCAGAAGGAUAUUGAGAUGAGAUCCUCCGAGAAUGAAGUAGAGAUGGUGUUACGACCUUCCACAAAAGCUGCAGAUGAGGUGGGUGAGCAAACGAGACGGAGGAGAUUCCCAGCGCGCGUGCUGACUUUCAUUCUAGCACGUCGUACUCACCAGGCGCACCUCGUGGGCCCGAACCAAUAG
This is a messenger RNA of Tuber melanosporum (Perigord truffle), 1818 nucleotides long. RefSeq lists its product as uncharacterized. The transcript has a single exon. NCBI's taxonomy places the organism in Eukaryota, Fungi, Ascomycota, Pezizomycetes, Pezizales, Tuberaceae. The record is from RefSeq and is a predicted model, not a curated record. Bases 427 to 1818 code for a protein of 463 amino acids.